Rotaria sordida is the source of this 267-nucleotide messenger RNA. The record is from the annotation of a GenBank genome assembly. Lineage: Eukaryota; Metazoa; Rotifera; Eurotatoria; Philodinida; Philodinidae.
AUGGGUUUAAAAACAUUUGUUGAUGAUGAUAAUGAUAAAUAUUUAUUUCCAAUAAAUGGAAAAUUAGAAGUAUCAAAUGAAGAAAGAACUAUUUUACCAAAUCUAAUCGAUUAUCUUUUUCCAUCAAUUGACAAUUAUUCUAUUCAUACAUUAAAACGAAUGCUUUUACCAAAUGAUAAUCAUUAUAAUAAAGAAACUGAUUCAAAUGAUGAUAAACAAAAUGAGAAUUUGUCAACAAUCUCAAUUGAUUAUGAACAAGAUUUAUAA